Molecule: messenger RNA, 2974 nt
Organism: Mus caroli (Ryukyu mouse)
Lineage: Eukaryota; Metazoa; Chordata; Mammalia; Rodentia; Muridae
Gene: Gucd1
Product: guanylyl cyclase domain containing 1
Source: RefSeq, a predicted model, not a curated record
CUGGAAGGGAUUAGGCGUGGCUUGCGUUGGCCUAGCCACCGCCUACCCGGCUCUGAACCGCGGUGGCGGCGGCGGCGGAGGAGGAACUCUGCGCUCACUGGCCGCGCUCGCUGCCCAGCAGAAGUAGCCGCUGCAAUCAGCUCCAGGCCGGGGCCAUGGGCGCCCUGCGCCAUCCGGGUCAUGAGGACGGAGGCAGAGGCAACGGGGCAGCCGCUCGAGCCCGGGGACUUUGUGCAGCUGCCUGUGCCUAUCAUCCAGCAGCUCUAUCACUGGGACUGUGGCCUGGCCUGCUCCAGGAUGGUGCUUCGGUACCUGGGCCAGCUCAAUGAUGGGGAGUUUGAAAACGCCCUGCAGGAGUUGCAGCUGACCAGGAGCAUCUGGACCAUCGACCUGGCCUACCUGAUGCGCCACUUUGGUGUGAGACACCGCUUCUGUACCCAGACUCUGGGUGUUGACAAGGGUUACAAAAACCAGUCCUUCUACAGGAAGCACUUUGACACAGAGGAGACCCGAGUGAACCAGCUGUUUGCACAGGCCAAGGCCUGCAAGGUGCAAGUGGAGAAAUGCACAGUGAGUGUGCAGGACAUCCAAGCACACCUGGCACAGGGCCACGUGGCCAUUGUGUUGGUGAAUUCCGGGGUGCUACACUGCGACCUGUGCUCCAGCCCUGUCAAGUACUGCUGCUUCACUCCCAGUGGCCACCGCUGCUUCUGCCGCACCCCCGACUACCAGGGCCACUUCAUCGUCCUGCGUGGCUAUAACAGGGCUACCGGCUGCAUCUUCUAUAACAACCCAGCCUAUGCUGACCGGAUGUGCAGCACCAGCAUCAGUAACUUUGAGGAGGCCAGAACUAGCUACGGCACAGAUGAGGACAUCCUCUUUGUCUACCUGGACAGCUGACAGCAGGAGCCUGGCAUGCCAGGUCCUCAGACCCUAUGUUCUAUCUCAGCCAGGCCCACUCAGGAUGCCCACGCCCAGGGCAGCAGGUGCUGGGGUUCAGAAUUGUAGCCUCAGCCUGUUUGACAAAGCUCUUGGGAACUCUGUGACUGCUUUGCCCACCAGUGUCAUCAUGCCAUUUGCCUAAACACCUUGUAGUUGCUGGAGACAACUCAAGAGCAUCUAAGGGGAGUAUCUCUCACAACCCUAAAUUCUGCCUCCAGCUGUGCCCAGUGAAAGACCUCAAGUCUGCCUCCAGCCAUGCCCGAGGCAGGAACCCUGGAAGAGAAGCGUGUUUGGGAAGAGCACAUGCAGAUCCAGGCCUGUGGCUAGGCCACGCUCAGCCCCAUAGUGGGUGGCAGCACUGCUCUCUCCUGUCUCCUACGGACUCAGGUCUCUGGGACUGCUCACUAGGCCUUGUAAUCACGCAGCGUAAGCAUACCUCACAGCCACUCUGAGGCUCUCUGACCCCUGAGAUGCUGAGGCCUUCUUAGCCUCUAGGUACAGUCUGUACAAUGGAAAGCUUUUAGGAGUGGGCAGGGCUGAAUGGAUGGGAGCUGAAGAGAAUAUCUUAGGAACAAGGAGUUGACAAGAGACUCCCCAGAGAGCCCCUGCGUCCAUAAGGCCUCCUGAUACCAGCUUGGCUUCCCACAGCAAGCUCUAACUCUGGGAGCCUUUUGAAGAUGGGUGCUAGAGGGGCCGUGCCCCUAAAACAGCAGGCAGCUUCCCACCCACCCUGGUGUGUACACCAGGAGCGUUUGCACAGAAUACUGGGUGUCUUCUGUCUUGAAGAAAGGCAGUGUCCCCGAGUCACACAGCACAGCAGGUAGCAUCAACUAGAGCUAGUUAAUGUGUGUUGUUUUGCUCUUGGGAGCGAGACUUCAGUUUCCAAUGUGUGGGGAGUUAGACCAUAAUAGAUACAGGUACUUUGAAACCACUAACCCUUCUUUACACGGGGCACAUAGGCCAGUCCGAGUUCUUUCUUAACAAGAUGGCUGUUCUGGCCUGGCCAGCAGUCUGCAUGCUGAAGCUGCACCAAAGACAAGCGAAUGGGUCAUUUCUAAAGAGACCAGGGAGCCCACUCCUCAUGGGCUCUCCGUGGUGAAGAAUAAAGGGUACCCCAAUGGCCUCUCACCAUCACUGUCCUCCAGGGGCCUUGGACUUUUAGUACUCAAGGCAUGGCGUGGCAGUAGCUGCUUCCCCUACCACUAGCUGCCCCCUCAUGGUCGUCUGGGGGACAGAGGUGGUCUGUGUUUACAAGGGCAGUCAAGACCAGUCACCCAUAUUAUUCAUCAAUGUUAGACGAAGCCUUGAGCUGAAGGAGGUGCUGUCGGCUAGGCAGCUACUCUGGGUUUCAGAGAGUAGUAUUGGUUUCAUUCUGGUCUCAUUUCCAUUGCCUUAAUGCUGGGUGGUCAGGGCCCCAAGGAACUCUGGAUCUAAGCUCAGGAGUACCACAUAGCAGCUAUGGGUAUGGGUGUCCUCCUCUAGGAGGCCCUGGUGUAACUGUGAGACUAAGUGAUAGGAAGAAGUAAAGCCUUCACAGCGAGUGGAUGGGAUGAGGUGUGACACCCCCCUCCCCUCGGGAGUGCUCGUGGGAAGUGGCCUCCACCGAAGGUAGUCAUCUUCAUCCUCUAGGACAUUUAAAACAUACUCAGUCCCUGGACCCAGAUGAUGGCUUCUCAGGGCAAGUCAUAAGUUAUCGGGUCCAGUUGUCUGGAAGAAUAACAAGAAAGCUGCUGCCUUCGAGAUCACCUGCCUGAGGCGGGGCACGAGGCACACUGUGCUAUACUGCAUGAGCCAUGAAUUGGGCUAGAGGAAGCCUUGUCAUCAGAUACUGACCAUAGCAUGUGACACUCAGACUUCUCAGCUCCUGUGCAGCCCAGUGUAGGCUCUGAGGCCACAUGGAUACUCUAGAUGGUUCUGAUCACUCUAGCCACCGGAGGACGAAAGGGAUCUUGCAUAGCAGAGGAUUUUAUACACAAAUAUAUUUUGUUUGUAAUGAGCCAUUCUCAAUAAAUAUUCUCAGUGUACAGUGGUA